AUGAAUACCGGGACGUCGAAGAAAACCGCGCUGUUAUGGACGGUCGCGGUGGCCCUGUCGUUGGCUCGGCCCGGCCACGGUAUGGCGCUCACGGUUUUCCAGGCGGUGGUCGAGUACUACCGGAUGUUGGCGCCGGAACCGCCGGACGCGGUGCCGAACGCCGACCGCCUGGACAGGCAGUACGAUUUCGUGGUUAUAGGCGCGGGUUCCGGCGGAUCGGUGGUAGCCAACCGGCUAACCGAGGUAGCCGGCUGGACGGUGUUGCUGGUCGAGGCGGGUGGCGAAGAGAACUCGAUGACGGACGUGCCGCUGUUGGUCAGCUACCUCAUCGGUACCGGGUUCGACUGGGACUACCGCACCGAGCCGCAGGCCGGCGCGUGCGGCGCGAUGGUUGACCGCAAGUGCCGGUGGCCCAGAGGUAAGGUCAUGGGUGGCACCAGCGUCAUCAACUACAUGAUGUACACGCGCGGCGCACCCGAGGACUACGACAACUGGGCCCGGGCCGGGAACGCCGGAUGGAGUUACGCGGACGUGCUUCCUUACUUCAAAAAGUCCGAGAACGUCGACGGCCGAUUGUCCAGGUCGCCGUACCACAGCCAGGGUGGUUACCUCAAGGUCCAGGAGCCGGCGUGGAAGACGCCUCUGGGAUCGGUGUUUCUGAGGGCCGGCCGGGAGCUCGGGUACGAUGCACCGGUCGAUUAUAACGGCCCGCGGCCCGGGGGCUUUGCGUACGUGAUGGCCACCACGGAUCGCGGGGCCCGGUGCAGCGCUUCGAAGGCGUUCUUGCGGCCCAUCAGAGACAGGCCCAACCUGACUGUCUCCAAGCGGUCCCUGGUCACCAAGAUAUUAAUCGAUCCGGAGACGCGACAGGCCUACGGUGUCAAGUUCGUCAAGGACCAACGGACCACCGUGGUGUACGCCCGCAAAGAAGUCGUUCUUAGCGCCGGAUCGCUGAACUCGCCGCAAGUGCUCAUGUUAUCCGGCGUGGGACCGGCCGAACAUUUGCAGGCCGUCGGCGUGCCCGUGGUCAAAGACCUCAAGGUGGGCUACAACCUGCAAGAUCACGUGUCCAUGGCCGGUCUGGUGUUUCUGGUCAACCAGUCGGUCACCAUCGUAGAGAGCCGGUACCGGCACCCCAAGUACCUGGUGCAGUAUGCGCUCGACGGUGACGGGCCGUACACCAUACCGGGAGGCGCCGAGGCGUUGGCGUUCACGGCCACCCGGUACGCCACCAACGGGUCCGCCGCAGCGGAUGUGGUGCCCGACAUGGAACUGGUGUUCGGACCCGGGGCCCUGACCGGUGACACGGGCGGCUCGUUACACCGGCUGUUCAACAUGCGCGAAGACUUUUACGAACGGGUGUACGGCGGAUUCCGGGGACGUGACGCUUGGGGCCUGGUGCCCAUUCUGCUAAGGCCCCGUAGCCGCGGCCGCGUCAUGUUACGGUCCGCCAACCCGUUUCACGCGCCGCUCUUCUAUUCCGGAUAUCUGACCGACAGACGGGACCGCGACGUGCUCGUCGAGGGCAUAAAACAGGUACGUGGUCGAAACGUUCUCUUUCCGACAGUUGUGCAGGGCGUGUAAUAGAUCUAAAAUGAGAAAUCCCCGUUUAGAGCACGCACAGUUUGAAGCUAACACCGAAUUGAAAACCCGACGAAAAUGUUUUAAUCGUAUUGCGUGUGUUUGAGAUCGUUCCCACGACGUCCCGCGGUUAGUGUGUUUCGGUGCGUCGGUUUAGUCGAAUUUCAGACAUUUUGUUCACGAGUAAUUUUAGAUUGUGAUUCAAAACGCAACUUGGGAUCCGCAUUAUACGUGUUAUACAAUUCGAAUAGGAAAUGUCCGUUUAAUUUGCUAUGUUAUAAUAUUACAACAAAUAUCAUAAAAAAAAAAAACCGACGUCUCGGUGUCCCUCUUUUGUAAAAACACAAUUUACGGUAAACGAUAUCGAAAUCGUUCAAAUGGGAGAGGGGGGGGGAUUUUCUUUUUCUUUCGGGAAACGUCCAUAUUCUAUAUUUUAAUAAAUACACUGUGCGUGGGUACCCUGGUUGGCCAUUGUUAAAAACAUACAGCCAAAAAUACCCGGGCGGCCGGGCAUAUGAUUGUAGUACCAAAUCGUACGAUAUUAUUAUUAAUUUUUUUUUUUUUUUUGAAAACGAUGUUAAACUUCUCUCUCUCAUACACAUACACACACACACACGCAUACCGUUAUUAUCUAACGUCCAUUUCUCCACGAGUCAACACGGUCCGUGUGAAAACGUCUGAAAUGGAAAAAAAUUUGAUAGGUAUUAGGUAUAUAAAUCGAAUUUAUUACCGUCGUUACGUUCGGUAAAUCAGUUUUAUGCAAAUCGAUCGCGGGCAAUUGAAUUCCUAUUUAAAUUGCUUCGCGCGUUGUUUUAUGUGCGCAUAUCGAUGUUGUUCGUUUAACGUCCCGCGGGAACAAUGGUGAAUUAACAUACAAUACGGUCUUGUCAAUAAAUUACACUAGAAACGUUCAGAAUCGAAUCUGUCCUCCUCAAAGGUGUUGCUGUUGUUGUGCCGGGUCACAAUGUAAUUAAUGUCAAACAAUUCGAGAGACGUAAUACGUAUCCAAUCGUCUACAAUAUUAUUAGCCGACUCGUUUUGGGACGGAUGAUUAAAAUUUAAAACAAUACGCAGUGGCGUAGCCAGGAUUAUGAUCAAUUAGAAGGGGGGGUUACAUAGGCGCGGAUAGACCACCAACUUUGGGGAUGAUAAAAUUAUGGACACAUCAAUGGACCCAUGGAGGAUAUGCGCCCCACGUACCCCUUUUAUACGACUCUUACAGUAAGCAACUGCACAUUUCAUUUACAAUUUUGUAUAUAAAAAUUGAUCAUAACUAUUUUUCACACACAUUUACAUUGUCUAUAUCGAAUAUCUGUAUUUUGUUCUGCUCAUUAAUUAUAAAAUACAGGAAUAAAAUAUUUAUUCGUUGUUAUGAAAAAGUUGAUUGGGUUUUUUUGGGGGGGAAAGGUGCUAAUUUUAAACUUGGGGUACUGAAGACUUCCUAGCACCCCCUAGUUGAGCCUACGCCUUCUUAACGUUGUUUAUAGCUACAAAAAGAAGUUAACGAAUUCAUCAAUUCGACUAGGUUAAGUUAAAAUCGUAUUAAAUUCUAUAUUAACUGAAUAUCGGGUUAGUUUUAUUUUAUACGUGGGUACAGUAAUACACUGUGUCGUGUAUACAAUGAAAAUUAUAUAAUUUUUUAACCACGUACCAAAGUUGGAUUGAUUAUGAUUAUUAUAUUAUGGUUAAGGAAAACCAAAAAAAAAUUAACUUCUUUUGAACUAGUUAACUAGUUAUGAGUAACAUUACUAUAAUUAGGUAUAUUAUUGUACUAUUAUUGUAUUCGGUGAUUUUUUUUUUUUUUACAAUCGUGCCAUGUAAUGAAAUUAUCAGCCGUAUAAAGUAUAAUAAAUUAUAAAAAAAAAAAAAAUACAAAAACCCGUUUUGUUAACAAGGACACUGAAAUAUUAUUAUCGUUUUACACGCGCCAUAUACGAGCGCGAUGAUUUCAAGACGCGCCGACGACGUCUUUUGUAAUAAUGUCGCUGUUCCCGAGUGCGACAGACAAACACGGUGUUAUCGGUUUACAAUAUCAUUCUGAAAAAACAAAAACUGAAUAAUCGUUUUGGCACACUCGCGGUGUAGUGAUAACACGACGACCCGAUGGCCGGAUUGUCUGCGUAACGUUAUACUCUAAUUCUCUGUACGUACGACGUUGUGUCCGUGUUACGACAAUACGACGGCGGCGUUCGCGUGCUCGUGUUGCCGGGGUUUAAUCGACCAAUAGGCCGCGAAAUGGCUGCAACCUAACGGACGGGAGGGGUGCGCAACGAAACAAUUUUUUUUUUUUUUUCUAUAUAAUAGAUUUCGCUUAAUGCGGGCACGUCGGGACCAAUUACGUUUGCCGAUAGUGACGUUUGAACACUAAGGGCACGUGGGGCGCGAGCCCGGGACCCCGGCCUGACGGGGGCCCGAAAAAAAAAUUUUCAUCUUUACGUUAUAACGUAUUGACGCGACUUUCUUCAGCUAAAUGUUUGACUGUCGGCCUUCAAUGUUAAGUUAUGAUUUACAAAUACAGAUAGUUAAAUUCUGUUUACUCAAAAUGUAAAUGUUUCAAAAACGACGAUUACCCCUUAUAUACGUGCAAUAAACACGUUGAUUGCUGUACAGACUGCAGCAGCGGCUGGCGGCUGCACAGUUAUUAUUAACUGUUGUUAAUAGUUAAUUAAUAAUUUAUUAAAGUAGAUAAAAAGUGACUAUUAGGUAAUUUAAUGAUAAGAAUGAUGAUAGUAAUAAUAAUAAUGUAAUUAUAAUUAAAAAGAUUUUUUAAAUCUUGUAACUACAAGUUGAUUUUUUUUUUUAAUAUUUAUUUUUUAAAGCCUAAAAAAACCGCUAUGUUGUUCAUAAAAGUCUAUGUACGUAUCAAAUAUCUGUUUAAGAUUAAAAAGAUGAUUUUUUCUCAUAUGUGAUUAACCAAAAAUUAAUAUUGGUUUUUUCAUUCGCGUUAUUUUUUAGCUUCUAAAAGGGACUCCAGACUCUGAGUACCCAAGGCCCUCUGCAUAGUUAAGAACGACACUUUUUGCCCACAUUAAGUGUUUGCCCAUUUAACCGAUAUGAGUAUCGUUAUACAUCAUUAUACAAAAAUCAUUGCCAAAUCAAACCCAGCCUACUGGAGCCAAAUCCAUUAAUCAGGCCGUUCCAUUUGUAUUUAAAAAAAAAAAAAAACAACCUUUCCGUUAUAAUACUCAUAUACACAUAAAGUAAUGUAUAUUCAUUAUACAUUGACAUGCUCGUCUAUUAUUGUUUUUUUGGAUUAGACGACGAAAAUAUCGUUUGUAUACGAAUCAUUGAUAAUUGCGGAAAUUGGACGUAUCCACUUUUUUUGAGAAAUUCAGCUAUCGCGUGAUUUGUAUUUAUCUACCUUAAAUACAUUUUUUGUGUAAGGAUAGGGCCGGUUCGUCAAACCAUUAUGAAAAUAUCGUCCACUAAAGUCAGUGUUUGGGACAGACAAGAAACAAGUCAAAGACAUAUGCUAGUUUUCUAGGCCUUCCUAAGAAAUUUAGUUUCAUGGGCUUGUUUCCUUUCUGGAAUUAGUAAUUCAUAUAAUUUAUAAUGAAACAUCGUUACUGCCGGCAUACUCUAUACGCACUGGCAUAUAAAACCUAAUACAAGUUAGAUACAAUAUUUUUAAACUACAUUUUUAACCGAACGCAAAUAUUUGAAAAGUUAAACGCGAAAUUCAUUAUAAGUUUAAUUUAGUGGUAAAAAAGAAAGUCAAUCGUAAUGUAAUGAUUUUUUUUAAACAAGCGUUUUAAGAUUAAUUUUUUAUGAAAAUCUUAAAAAUUACGGCAUUUUUUGUUACAUUUUAAACUCUCAAAGUACAUUGGUUAUCAGUGUUUAGCAUUAUCUAGAUAUAUAAUGAAUUACCUUUUAUCUUAUCUAGAUAAUAAACAAAAUUAGUUAUUUGAUGAAUUAUCUUAAAUGAAUAAUUGAUUUAUCUAACGCAAUCUAGAUAAAUUUAUCUAAAUAAAUAAAUAUAUUUACCUAUUCGAAAAAUUCGAAAAAUAACAUAGAAUUUGAAAGUUAUGAACCCAUGUCUUAUUAUUAAACCAUCCUUGUACAAAUACAGAACAAAAUCAAAAACAUAAAGUAGUAUGUAAUAAUAUUAUCCGGGUCGCUUAUUUAUGUUAUUUCUGAAUUCUAAUUAUAUCUGGGCCGAUAUAGCGAAAUCUACAGGCUACGACCGAAUAGGUUGGUCUAAACGGAGUUGACUGAGUUGACUGCUUAUAGAUUUUUUUUAUAAUUAUCAAAUUAACAAUUAAGUUCAAUUCAAUAUUAUAAAUGAUUAAAAAAUGUAUACAUUGUACCCAACCUUCAAAAAUAAACAUUAGAAUACUGCUAGUAUUAUUUACUGACAAAAGUAAAUAAAUAUAAAAUAAUUGUUAAUCAAUAAAAAUUAAUCUUAAAAUUUGAAUGAAAUAAUAUAUUCUAAAUGGUUUUAUAAUUAUUGAAUAUUAUAUACCUAUUCGAUUUUUAAGAUCAAAAUUAAGUUCAUUUUAUUUUAUUUUAUUUUUUAAGUAGAAAUCGACAACAAUUUUUUAGAUUAAUCAAUAAAAUUAAAACAAUUUUAUUUUUUUUUUCAUCCAGAUAAAUAGUGUUUUAUCUUUUAUCUUUUAUCUUUUUCUAGAUAAUUUAGAUUUUAACUGUCUUUUAUCUCUAUCUAGAUAAAUUGUAUCUAAUUUUCUUUUAUCUUUAUCUAGAUAAAUUUUUGGUUAUCUUUGCGCAACGUUGUUGGUUAUGAAAAUAUUCCCACAUUCAUUUAGAAAUGUUGUAUUAAUGGUUCACGGAGUUCUUGACGAGUAAAAAAUAAUGUGUCACUAUCAUACAGCAUUGAGUCACUACGGUCAAUGUUGAACUAAACGUAUCACCUUGAAAGUCGAAACGGGUACCUGCUGAAGUCUGGAGUGACCUCUUUAGUCUUAAACAAUUAAUAGCACAUUAUACUUACUUCAAAUUCGAAUAUGACAUUUUAGUCAUUAAUAAUAUAUUUCGGAUAUUACAAAGAGAAAUGGGAUAAUAAUAUAUAAUAUUCGGUUCUAUGACGAGUUGUACAGCCGGUAAAAGUGCAAGGCGAAUAGUGUUGUAUUUUUAAAUUUUUUUUUUUAUAUAUACAUUCUACAUUCAAAUAUACAACUAUUACUAAGUAUAUUGUAUACCUAAACGGUAAGAAGGUCGUUUGUAGACAAAUAAUAUUGAGUAGCUACUUACUUACAUACGUGAUAUUUAUUCUAGAAAUUAUUUCAACAGUUAUUGUUGUAUGAAAUUAGAUAGCUUAGUUAUUUAAAAAACAAAAAAAAACCGUUUUACUUAAUUCAGUUAAAAAUUGUCCAUUUUUACAAAUAAUUUCUAUGGGUGUAGGAAAGUUCGUUCUCCGAGGAUUUCGGUUAAAAUUGUAUAACAUUUCAACCAUACAAUUUAAACAGGCCUUUUUUUUAUCGUACUAAAGGCAUGGUUUUUUCUCAUUUAAUUACAAUUCCUACAAGUAUACCAAUAGUAUCAGUGUGUCUACAAAUAUAAAGCCUAUAUUCCAGCCUAAUGUUGUAGCACAUGAGUUCUAUACUUACAAAGCAUCGGUUUUCGGUGCACACUCGACUCGAUAAAACCUAAUCUAACCUUAACCUUACUCGCAUUAUUUUGUCAUUUUUCAGGCAAUCACGGUGAGCAAGACUCGUGCAUUCCAAAAAUACGGUUCCACGCUGUUGUCUGUGCCGUUCCCUGGCUGCGAACACCAACCGUUCGGGUCUGACAGCUACUGGGCGUGUGCCGUGGGACAACUGACCACCAACCUUCAUCACCAGGUGGGCACGUGCAAGAUGGGACCAGACUGGGACCCGGACGCGGUAGUCGAUCCCAAGCUCAGGGUCCGCGGCAUAAAAGGUCUCCGGGUGGUCGACGCUUCGAUUAUGCCGCUCAUACCAGGCGGACACACCAACUCGAUGGCGAUCAUGAUCGGUGAAAAGGCGGCCGACAUGAUCAAAGAGACUUGGCUGAAUUGAGAAUACAAUACCAUUCGGUGGGUACCUACGGGGUAGUAGCCCAGAUUAGGUUAGGUUGUGCGUGUGCUGCAUGAAUGCGAAUGACACCGCCGAGCACACGGCAUUUGAGUGCUCGAGGCGCAAUUAUAUAGUAGUCCUGGGUACCCGGAUGACCGGAAUUCUUAUCCUGAGGACACCCUGGACCUCCUAUGUAAUUCUCCUGCAGUUGCGUGGUGACAACGCACUGUUUGAUAACACGAAACUGACGGGCGCGACGCUCCAGUUCAGAUGUGCCUUCCCCGCUUUGAUCGACAGUAGGAUUAUGGUAAGGAAGAAAAAAUAUGAGAGGGCGAGGCUGAUUAGAAAAUAUAAACAAGAGGAAAACUUUGUUUAUAUUUUACACCUAGUGUAAAGUUGUGAAAAUAAUGUUGAUACAAAACGGUAUGUGCCAUCGUUUGAUCAACUCGUGCAUUCUCUUAACAUAUUUAAAUUGUAUAAAUAUUAAUAUGUGCCUCUGAAUUUUAUUAUUGUAAACUGAAACACGUCAACUUUGUUUGUUCACCAGAACAAAUUCACUGGGUUAGCUAGAGGUUUUUAUUCUUUAGUGAGCGGUCAGCAAUCAGUUUCUAAGUUGGGCCGGAUAGUUUGAAAAAAAAAAAACACUUUCGGGGGCCAUACAUUUUUGGAGUUUAGCAAAAAAAAAAAAGUUCAAUCUCUUACUAUUUGAUUUUCUGUCUUAUUUAUUAUCUCUAGAAAAAAAAAACGGAUAUUUAUAAAUAAAUAAAUUGAUAAAUAUAUUUAUUUUUGUAUUAAAACACAAUUGUUGUAUAAUAUUAUUUAAUUACUUUACAUAGAGUAAAAUAUAUACAUAUACAAUUUUAUAAUAAUAUACAAAUACACCAAAUUUUAUGUCAUACAUAAUAAAGAUUACGUUCGGACGCUUAGAUAUUCUGGAUCUACGCAGAGACAAAUAAUAAAAACAAUGUAUUAGUUUUACGGCCUUUUUUUUUUCUGUGGACAACUUUUCUACCAGCAAUUUUGCUCCAAUUUACAACGAUAGCACUUUUACUAAAAGGAAAUCUUACUGAGAAGGUACUUUAAAGAAGUCAUUUUUUGAUUUGAAAACCGGGAAAAUUGGAACACUAAAUAAAUAUUUUUAAAGAGAAUAUCUAAUGCCUAUUUAAUUAUUUUACCAUAAUAUGACAUAUUUAUUGUUGUUCGGAUUAUACCAACAUUUCGUUAAAAACAUUUGUAUUUCAGGUAUGAGGUGUGCAGUCACGCACAAAUUCUCCAAAUCGAAGGGAUUUGUCAGUUUGUCAAACUUUUUCAUAUUCUGAUAUUCAAAACAUCGAAAAUCGCCUGUGUAAAUAAUAUAAUUAUUAAUAUUCGAUACAAAAUAUUUAUAUUGUACAUAAAAAUGUUAUUUUUGUAUUUUGUAUUUUAUUUGUUUUUCUAGUCAAAAACCGGUAUUGUAAUAAUUUAAAUCGUUCAUUUUAUUUAUUAUUGUUAUUAUUAUAAUUUCGUUAUAGAUAGAGUAUAAUAGAGUAUAAUGUCUACUAUAAUAAUUAUAUGCUUUGUUUUUUACAUUUUUAAAAUAAAGGUCACCUUUAGUUGACGAUCAAAUACAGAAAACUAAAUAAAAACUACCUAUAAUAAAAUGAAAAAAAAAAAAAAUAUCUUUGUAAAACUUAUACAUUCUUUUUACACUCAGAGUCUAAAAGUACUAUAAAUAUCCCUAUUUAUGUUAUAAAUAGGGCUCGGAUUUAUAUGUAACUACAUAUUUUCCCUGUGACAUGUUAAAUUAAUUUCAGCAAGUGAUUAAUUUGUUUCAAGUAAUUUUCGAUUAAAUGAAUAUUUGAUUUUAUAUAAUUUGUUAUGAAUACAUAUUUAUUAAUUUUUGCAUUUUUUUUAUAUAUUUAGUCAAUCUACUUAAGUGAUACUUAUUUUAGUGAUAAUAUUGUUCAGAAAUUGUUUAGUUUUGGUACAUACUUGUUGUAUCAUACUUCAUUACUUCAUGUCAUGACUGUAAAAAAACACAAGUUAAAUGAUACUUUGUUAGAAAAAUGAG
Messenger RNA from Cinara cedri, 9624 nucleotides. Lineage: Eukaryota; Metazoa; Arthropoda; Insecta; Hemiptera; Aphididae. The record is from the annotation of a GenBank genome assembly.